This is a messenger RNA of Scleropages formosus (Asian bonytongue), 2551 nucleotides long. RefSeq names its product 5'-nucleotidase, ecto (CD73) (gene nt5e). The coding region runs from base 22 to 1740 and encodes 572 amino acids. Gene Ontology annotation, molecular function: metal ion binding; nucleotide binding; 5'-nucleotidase activity. Lineage: Eukaryota; Metazoa; Chordata; Actinopteri; Osteoglossiformes; Osteoglossidae. The transcript has 9 exons. The record is from RefSeq and is a predicted model, not a curated record. Gene Ontology annotation, biological process: AMP catabolic process. Gene Ontology annotation, cellular component: plasma membrane.
CUGAGAGGCGCGCGAGCCGACAUGGAGCGAGCGCGAGCGCUUCUCUCGCUCUUGGCGGCGAACGCGCUUUGCCUUUGUGCCGCGGCGGGAUUCGAACUCACGCUGCUGCACACCAACGACGUGCACGCGCGUGUCGAGGAGACCAGCGUGGACUCGGGCAAAUGCACCCGGCCGGGGACGUGCUUCGCCGGGGUGGCGCGGAGGUUCUCCAAGAUCGAGGAGAUCCGCCGCCGGGAGCCCAACGUGCUGCUGCUGGACGCGGGGGACCAGUUCCAGGGCACCGUGUGGUUCAACGUGUUCAAGGGCUCGGAGGCUGCAUACUUCAUGAAGAGACUCGGCUACGACGGCAUGGCACUGGGAAAUCAUGAGUUUGAUAAUGGAGUGGAUGGACUGAUCGAGCCUUUCCUGCGGAACGUUACCUUUCCGGUCCUCAGUGCCAAUAUCAAGCCAGAUGAGACUCUGGCAGUAAAGCUAAUGAGCCUGUACCGUCCCUAUGUGAUACUCAGUGUAAGCUCGGAGAAGGUGGGUAUAGUAGGGUACACGUCAAAGGAAACGCCAGCUCUGUCAAUGCCAGGCCCACACCUAGUUUUCCAGGAUGAGAUCGAAACCCUGCAGAUUCAGGUGGACAAACUUGUCACCUUGGGUGUUAACAAGAUCAUUGCACUGGGCCACUCUGGUUUUGCCAAGGACAAAGAAAUUGCUAAGAAAGUGAGAGGGGUGGAUGUGGUGAUAGGAGGACACACCAACACUUUCCUCUACACAGGAACAGCCCCUUCCAAAGAAGUCCCUGCUGGGCCAUACCCAUUCAUGGUGAAAUCAGAUGAUGGACGUAACGUUCCUGUUGUUCAGGCCUAUGCGUUUGGCAAGUACCUGGGAUACCUGAAGGUGACAUUUGACAACAAUGGCAAUGUUGUGGAGUCAAAAGGAAAUCCCAUUCUCCUGAACAGCAGCAUCCCAGAGGAUCUCGACAUCCGUGCUGAAGUGGAAGAGUGGAAGAAGAAGCUUUCCAACUACUCUUCUCAGGUUAUUGGUCAAACUCUGGUCUACUUGAAUGGAACCUUUGAAGAAUGUAGAUUCCGGGAAUGCAACCUCGGAAACCUAAUCUGCGAUGCCAUGGUCCAUCACAACAUCAAGUACGCAGAUGAGGUCCAGUGGAACCAUGUUGGCUCCUGCAUCCUGAACGGAGGUGCUAUCCGGGCUCCCAUCGACGAGCGUAGUCGAAAUGGUUCCAUCACCAUGGAAGACCUCAUUUCUGUCUUGCCUUUUGGGGGCACUUUCGAUCUGGUUCAGUUGCAGGGGUCGACACUGAAAAGUACCUUUGAACAUUCUGUUAAGAGAUAUGGAGGGGGCACAGGAGAAUUUCUGCAAGUCUCAGGAAUCAAGGUUGAGUUUGACUUGUCAAGGUCUCCAGGCGACCGGGUGAAGGAGAUAAAAAUCCUGUGCACCAAGUGCAGGGUGCCUCAAUAUGAGCCUCUGGACCCUCAGAAGCUUUAUAAACUGGUCAUACCAUCAUACCUGGUGGACGGAGGAGAUGGUUUCUCAAUGAUCAAAGAGGAAAAGCUGAAACACAGCAGUGGGGACCUUGAUAUCAGCGUCAUCGCUGACUACAUUACCGAAAAGAAGAAGGUGCAUCCAGCAGUGGAAGGUCGAAUCAAGUUCUCAAACUGGGCCUCGGAGAUUGCUGCUUCAAAGGCUCUUCUGCUCCUGGGACUGAGCUGGGUUCUCUUCUGCAGCCUGUGAACAUCUUCCACCGUGGUCCUAACCGCUGCUCCAGCACUAUUCCAAUCAUGGGCCACAGCAACAAGAUGGUGUGAUGAUCAUUCAGCCUGCUUUGUUUAGACAGUAGAACCUAGAAGAAGAUCAUUUCUAGUACUAAUGAGAAAACUAUCAUAUAGGGAGGGGUUGUGGCCUUCAGAUUCUGCAAUCUUGUCAGUCUGGACCAUUAAAUGUAUCGGGGGGGGGGGCAGAUUGGGUUCUGUUCAAAUUCAAGUGGAGCCCUAAACACAUUUAUCUAGUUCUUAUUUUGUAAAGUUAGAGGAGUGAAGUCUCCACUGCUUAGAGAUAGAAAGUGGUACCAGCACUGCACUGGUUAAACAAUCUGUGUUUUGUAGCAGACUGAGGCCGUUUGUCAGAAAAGGGGAAGGAACCUUUUCCCGCUAUAGAGGAGUUCACUUUUACUGUGUGAAUAUCCAGAAUGUCACAGUACACUAUUUUUAUAGCCCACCAUACAUGCCACUGAAUCAGUUAACAUUUCAGAAAUGCAUAACAAAAGUCUUGAUUUCUACUGUUGUACUGUACUCAUGAAUAAUUUCAUGAUUUUAAAAAUUAUGAAAGAAUACAGAAAUAACAGCUGUGGCAGGUUGGUGCAUGUGGUUGCAGCUGCUUCCAUGUACUCAGGUUUGAAUCCCACCUCCUGCUGUUGCAUAAACACUGCUGCUUAAAAGGGGAAAUAAUUGUAACUUAGCAUUUUAGGUUGCUUUCAAAAAAUGCGUCUGCUAAAUAAAUGUAAUGUCAGUCUCAGGAUUAGCGAGAUAAUACACACACACACACA